This is a messenger RNA of Culex quinquefasciatus (southern house mosquito), 3545 nucleotides long. It is a transcript of the gene Vps11, whose product is annotated as vacuolar protein sorting-associated protein 11 homolog. The record is from RefSeq and is a predicted model, not a curated record. NCBI's taxonomy places the organism in Eukaryota, Metazoa, Arthropoda, Insecta, Diptera, Culicidae. Gene Ontology annotation, cellular component: endosome; HOPS complex. The transcript is spliced from 5 exons. Bases 158 to 3403 code for a protein of 1081 amino acids. Gene Ontology annotation, molecular function: protein binding; protein-macromolecule adaptor activity; metal ion binding. Gene Ontology annotation, biological process: organelle fusion; endosome organization; vacuole organization.
UUUGACAGAUGGGUGGGAGCUGAUAGCGAAAAAAGUUCGAUUAUUCAUCAAAACAUUCAAAAUUCUGGUAAUCUUUUGCUAGUAAUUUGUGAUUAAGGUGUUAAAAAUUAGUAUUUAAGUUUUCUAUCGUUCACUUGGCGUUAAUUGAGCCUUCGCAAUGGCGAUUUUCGAGUGGCGAAAGUUUACCUUUUUCGACCUGCGGAAGGGCGUCGACAAGGACCGGGUCGCGGAGACGCUGCAGGACGCACGCAUCACGGCCACCGCCAGCGGUAACAACGUGAUCGUGAUGUGCGACUCGGAGGGGAUGAUCCACAGCUUCAACCGGAGCUGGGAACCGAUCUCCUUCAAGGGCCACGAGGGCUCGAUUCUGCUGUGCGACAUUUCCAAACAGAACAACCUGCUGGUUACGGUGGGCGAGGACAUUAAUGGACCCUCGUUUAAGGUGUGGAAUUUGGGGAAGGUGACGGCGAUUGCGGGGGCGCAGUGCUUGCGGACGGUGCGGACGAUGGUGUCGGUGCCAAGUGCGCUUGCGGUUUCCGAAGGCGGACAGUUUAUGGCGAUUGGGUUUGCCAAGGGGAACAUUUCGCUUUACAGGGGGGAUGUUAGUAGGGAUCGGUCGAAGACGCUGAAGCAGCUGACGGCGGGGACGGCAUCGAUUAGCGGGAUUGCGUUUAAGCACUUUAAUAAGAUAACGCAAAUGUUUGUCUGCUCCGAUUCGGGGGUGUAUUUGUACAACCUGCAGAGUCGUGACAAGGAGAUUCGGAUAAAUCUGGACACGAUGCAAUCGCCGGUUGGUUGUUGCGCGCUGCAAACCGGUCACAACGAGGGCCACUUUAUGGUCGGGCGAGAUGAUGCCGUGUAUUGCUACACGUCGGAUGGGCGCGGGCCGUGUUACGCCCUGGACGGCAAGAAGACGCUGCUGCAGUGGUUCCGAUCGCACCUGUUGAUAGUGUCGAAGAAUACUCGGGUUAGCGGCUCGAACGGGGCUGGGUUUGUGCUGACCGUGAUUGAUAUUCAGAACAAGUUUAUCGUGUACACGUGUCCGAUUGACGAGGUGGCGGCGAUUCUGACGGAGUUUGGCUCGUGCUAUAUUUUGACUGAGAACAAGCAGAUUUUUCACUUGGACGAGAAGGACCUGCAGAGCAAGCUGAACUUGCUGUUUAAGAAGAAUUUGUACGACAUUGCGGUGCGGAUCGCCAAGAGCAAUCAGUACGACACGGACGGGUUGGCCGGGAUAUUCAAGCAGUACGGAGAUCAUCUGUACAGUAAGGGGGACUUUUCCGGGUCUGUUGAUCAGUACACCAAGACGAUUGGAUUUUUGGAGCCUUCGUACGUGAUUCGACGCUUUUUGGACGCUCGUCACAUUCACUACUUGACGGAUUACCUGCAGGCGAUUCACAAGUCUGGUCGUGCCAGUGCGGAUCACACGACGCUGCUGCUGAACUGCUUCACCAGGUUGGACAGGACCGAGCAGUUGAAACAGUUUUUGGAGAACGAAAAUAAGCUGAACCUGUUCGACGUUGACGUGGCCAUCAAGGUCUGUCGUAACGCAUCGGUUGAGCAGGCUCUCGCGCUGGCCAAAGCGCACGGCAAGCACGAUCUCUGUCUGAGCAUCCUGACGGAAGAUCUGUGCCGUUACGAGGACGCCCUGAAGUACAUCUCCCAGCUGGAUUUCCACGAAGCGGAACGAAACGUUAAAAAGUACGGCUUUCUCCUGAUGGAGCACUGCCCGGGUCAAACCAUCGCCCUGCUGAAGAAACUUUGCACGGACUACGUCCGCACCGACCUGGGCACGAGCGCCCUGCAGGACCACUUUGGCGAUGACCUCACCUCCAGCUUCCUGCUGGAAAACGGCCUAAACAGCGAGCGCGGCAACCCGGAAGACUUCGUGCAUCUCUUCUCCAACAGCGAACUCCUGAUCGAUUUUCUCGAACAUCUCAUCCUAAAUCUGCCCUCGUGCAGCAAGUUCGUCUACAACAGCCUGAUCGAGCACUAUCUGCACCGGUGGCGCGAAGCCCCGGCCGUGGAGCGCAAGCUGCUCGAUACGCUGAAGCAGAACGCCGACCGGUACGACAAGAGCCACGUGCUGAUCCAGUGCCGGGUGCACCAGUUCUGGCCCGGCGUCAUGUAUCUCUACGAGGAGGACAAACUGCACCAUCUGAUUGUGCGGCACUAUCUGAAGAAUCGAGACUACGAGAACCUACUGGCGUGCUGCCGAAAGUUGGGCCAAAGCGAUGCCUCGCUGUGGCUGUUGGCGUUGAAUGGACUUAAGAACGACCAGGCCGCUCCGCCGAAGCUGCUGUCGCAGGUGCUGCAAGUCAUCGCCCAAGAAAAGCUGCAAGCCCCGCUCCAAAUCCUCAACUGCCUGGCCGUCGAAAGCGGGCCCACUCUCCUUCCCGUCCGGGACUACUUCAUGCAGGUGUUCCAGAAGGAGCAGGACGCAACGCGCCACGACGCGGAACUCACGCGCAAGUACAGCGAAGAGUCGGUCGCCAUCAAGCAGCACAUCGCGCACCUGCAGCACGGCAACGUCGAGUUCCGGAACACGGUCUGCGACACGUGCAAGCAGCCCCUCUCCUGGCCGGCGCUCUUUUUCCUCUGCAAGCACUCGUACCACCAGGAUUGCAUUCGCGGCUACUCGGAAACGGAGCGCGACUGUCCGGUGUGCAACAAGAAGAACAUUCUGCUGAUGGAUGCGUUGCGUGCCCAGAGUGAAUCCCGCGGGCAGCAUGAGGCGUUCCAUAAUCUGCUGGAUCGGUCGCCGGAGCCGUUCUCCGUGGUGGCGGAACACUUUGGGCGGGGACUGUUCAACAAGCUGUUGAUUGUGGAGGAAGAGGAUGGGCGAUCGGAGUCCCUGCUCACACCAACCGACGCCGGACCACGUGCCCCCGCUGCGAAGCAACCAAACCCAAGACCACCGGCCACCGUUGCGCCAACGCCGUACGCCAACUACGGUCCCGGUGCCGAGGCGCGUCUCCGCCAGGACGAAGGCAGUCGCCAACUCCGUCUUGAGGCGCAGGAAACCAGCGAAAUGCGCCUUCGCCUAAUGGAACAGGAACGCAUCCGGCAGCGCCAACAACAGGCCAGCCUCGUGACGACCCAGCAGCAACUGCGUCUGCGCGACGAUCGCAGCCCAAAGCGUCAACAGUCUCCGUACGGCAGUCCCAAGCCGCCGUCUGCACUAGCCUCACAGCAGAAAGUUCCGGCGAAGGUGGUGGCUAAAAAUCCGUUUGACGACGACGGCGGGGAGGAAGUUAGGUACGAUAAGAGCAAGGAUCCGUUUGCGUCCGGGGAACCGACGCCGACGAAAAAGCCGAGCCAGGUGGUGACAGCGUCGGCGACGCCGGCUAGCAAUCCGUUCGAGCAGGACUACGACAGCAGUCUGGAUCCGUUUGCGGAUUAAGAGGAGUUUUGGGGAAUAUCGUGAUGGCAAACAAAAAUAACGAUUCCAGCUGAGCGACAAGUGCAGAGAAAUGCAAUUUGCUGCAGCAUCCAUUAUAACAAUAUGAUAUAAAUAUAAUACAUUAUGAAAUUACGUUUAGAAA